AUGUCCUCUUACAAGGAAAGAUGGGUUCGGGAGAAGAAUCGAAAAAGAAUGCAAAAGAGAAGAGAGAAGGAAAAGAACAGAAAGAAAAAAGUCAAAACCCCAUCACCAGCAUCAACCUCGGAGCAGGCUGCAUACAUGACAGUUUUCGAAUGCUUGCAACAGACCCAGCAAGACAAAGAGCACAAGCACCGCAAGAACACAAGAAAAUUCUUCCUGUGGAAGUUUGCAUCAAAAACAUCCAAACGAUACAGAAUUAGACAUCAGCAAGAACAUGGGUAUCAGAAUCAAGCAACUGACUUGCAGGAGAUUGUGUCGCUUAAGCGACGAGUAAGAGAGUUGGAGAGCCAACUGCGUGACAAAGAACAAAUUAUUACGCAGCUGAAGUCGGAUCAAGUGACUGCUCAUUCUGGGCAUCCCUUCAGCAUUGACAUCACUCCUAAGAAAAUAAGACUUAUGAAGGAGUUGACCAGUAUGGUUGAAGGUACAGCAGCACCACCGCCACCCCCACCAUCACCACUGCCACAGACAUCACCGCCAAAGACAUCACCGCCGCCACAACAAACAGCACCGCCGUCCACAAGGACAUCACCGCCGCCACCACCACAGACGGUGCCGCCGCCACCAGCACCACGGACUGCUUCAGCAACCCCAGUGGUAGCUGCACAGCCACCACCAGUGUCUACCAGCCCAAGUUUCCCUGCCUUGUCCAAUACGGUAUUACCCUUUGUAAAGUCUUUUUUAUGCUGA
This is a messenger RNA of Patiria miniata (bat star), 747 nucleotides long. Its product is annotated as inverted formin-2-like. The transcript is spliced from 3 exons. NCBI's taxonomy places the organism in Eukaryota, Metazoa, Echinodermata, Asteroidea, Valvatida, Asterinidae. The record is from RefSeq and is a predicted model, not a curated record. Bases 1 to 747 code for a protein of 248 amino acids.